Molecule: messenger RNA, 3377 nt
Organism: Prunus mume (Japanese apricot)
Lineage: Eukaryota; Viridiplantae; Streptophyta; Magnoliopsida; Rosales; Rosaceae
Source: RefSeq, a predicted model, not a curated record
GCUAAACCGUGUUUUUCUUUGUAAAGGCUUUCUUCCUUUUUUCCUAUAUAUAUCUGAUGCAAGCUAGCAUAUAUGAGAGACAACCAUACAUCAAUAUAUACUUGCAGUGUUUUUGAUCAAUUAACAUGAAGGGCGACGGAAGGUGCUUGAAACUCUUUCUUGCAUUUUCGAUCCUUUUCCUACAAAACGUAAAAGGAGGAGAAGUUGGCCACAGCCACAACCACAGCCACAGCCUCAGAGAUGCUAAAGUGACAGUGAGGUGCAUAGAGAGGGAAAGGCAAGCACUACUUGCAUUCAAACGUGGCCUGGUGGAUGAGUUCAAUCAUCUCUCUUCUUGGGGUUCAGAAGCCGAAAAACAAGAUUGUUGCAGAUGGGAAGGAGUCUACUGUAGCAACCAAACUGGCCAUGUGAUUCAACUUGAUCUUGGAUAUUCUGUCCCUGAAUAUUCUUUCCUUGAAUAUUCUUUCCAAGGUAAGAUGAUUAGUCCUAAACUGAUUGAGUUGCAGCAUUUACAAUAUUUGCACCUUACAUGGAUUGAUUUCAAUGGGAACCAAAUUCCUGAUUUCAUUGGUUCUCUAACCAAUCUAAGACACCUCAGUCUCAGUUCCUGUAAUUUGGGUGGUCAAAUUCCAAGUUCGUUUGGAAACCUCACGCAAUUGCAACAUCUCGACCUCAGCUAUAAUCAUCAGCUUCAACCAGAAAAUCUCAAUUGGCUUGGAAACCUCACGCAAUUGCAAAAUCUCGACCUCAGCUAUAAUCAGCUUCAACCAGAAAAUCUCAAUUGGCUCCCUGCUCUUUCUUCUUUAACGCAUUUGGACCUAAGCGGAAACAAUCUCAGUACUGUUUUCGAUUGGCCAGAAGCAGUACUUAAUAAGCUCCCUAAACUAGUAGAGUUGACCUUGUGGAACUGUAGUCUUCCUCCUCCUCCUACUCCAAUUCUUUCCACUACUCUUUACAAAACAAAUUCUUCUACAUCUCUUGCGUAUGUUUAUCUCUCUGACAACCAUCUCACUUCUUCAAUAUUUCUUUGGUUGUCCAACUACAGUACAAGCCUUGUUCGUCUUUACCUCUCCAACAAUAAUCUAUCUGGUUUCAUUCCCGAUUUCAUUGGAAACAUGAGCUCUCUUGUGGAUCUGGAUCUCUCUGAUAACCAGAUUGAUGGAGCGAAUCCAAAUUCGUUUGCAAGGCUGUGUAAUUUGGGAACAUUGUCGCUUCAGAGAAAUCAUCUGAGUGGACAAUUAUCCAAGUUUGUUCAACUAUUGCCUAGAUGUGCUCAAAACUCAUUAGUGGAUCUGGACCUCUCUGAGAAUGUUCUUAAGGGGUCAUUAAACAAUCUUACAAGCUUCUCAUCUUUGACACGCAUGAAUCUUAGUGCCAAUCAAUUAAGCGGAAAAAUACCUGAAAGUAUUGGGCAAAUGUCGCAACUGGAUUUUAUCGAUUUCAGCAAAAACUCUUUGGAAGGGGUGGUUUCAGAAACUCAUUUCUCAAAACUCUCCAAUUUAAGAUAUUUGGAUUUAUCCUAUAACUCACUAGUUUUAAAGUUCCAUUCUGAUUGGGUUCCUCCCUUCCAGUUGUUUGAGAUAUAUUUGGCGUCCUGCAAGGUCGGUCCUCUUUUCCCAAAAUGGCUUCAAACUCAAAAUGAUUCUUUCAAGCUUGAUAUUUCGAAUGCUGGAAUUUCUGAUAUUCUUCCAAGUUGGUUUUGGAGUAAUUUUCGUAACGCAGAGGUUAUUAAUCUCUCACAGAACCUAAUCAGAGGAAUAUUUACAAAUUUGACAGUGGAGUUUAGAUAUUCCCCAGAACUACAUUUGAGUUCGAACCAAAUAGAAGGUCCAAUUCCCUCAACUCUAUCACAAGCCUCCUAUCUGGAUCUCUCCAAUAAUAAAAUUUCAAGGUCUCUUUCUUUCCUGUGCGCAAGUGCAGAUAUGAUUUUGGCGUAUCUUAAUCUUUCAAGCAACAGUUUUGCUGGAGAACUUCCAGAUUGCUGGAGCCAUUUGGAGAAUCUAGUCAUGCUUGAUUUGAGUAACAACGCUUUUUCCGGAAAAAUUCCCAUGACAAUUGGCUCUUUAUUUCAAAUGCAAACUUUGAAAUUAAGAAGCAACCGAUUUGUUGGAGAAUUGCCUUCAUCGUUGAAGAACUGCACAAGUUUAGAAGUUAUUGAUCUGGGAGAUAAUAAAUUAUCAGGACCAAUACCUACAUGGUUAGGUGUGAGCUUCAAGAAUUUGGUUAUCCUGAUGUUUUCCACUAAUCACUUCAAUGGAAGCAUGCCCUCGCAAUUAUGCCAUCUAACACACAUUAAAAUUAUGGAUUUCUCUAUGAACAACAUCUCUGGAAGCAUACCCAAAUGCCUCAACAAUUUGACUACUCUAGCUCAAAAAGGAAAUCCAAGUCUAUCCAGCACACAUCUUUAUGGCGGAAGUAUGGGUAAUGAGUCAAUUGCUCCUACUAAUUAUGACGAUGAUGCAAGCUUCAUAUGGAAAGGAAGAAUGCAGACAUACAAAAGCACUUUGGGCCUUGUGAAGAGAAUUGAUCUCUCAAGUAAUAGAUUAACAGGGGAGAUUCCAAGUGAAAUCACUCAUCUUGUUGGGUUGAUUUCUUUAAACCUUUCGAGAAACCAGUUAACAGGUCAAAUAACUCCAGAGAUCGGAAACUUGGAGUCAUUGGAUUCGCUUGAUUUAUCAAGAAACCAGAUAGAUGGAAGAAUUCCGACAAGCCUUGCUCGGAUAGAUCGUCUUAGUUUCUUGGACCUGUCAUAUAACAACCUGUCUGGCGAAAUACCCACAGGCACUCAGCUCCAAAGCUUUGAUCCCCUUGAUUAUGCUGAAAAUCCUCUACUCUGUGGACCUCCACUUAAAAAGAUGUGUGUUAAUCAAAAUGAGCCAACUGACUUGAGCAAUGAGGAGGAUAAGGAUGAGUUUAUAACACUGGGAUUUUACAUUAGUAUGGGGAUUGGGUUUGCUGCUGGAUUUUGGGGAGUUUGCGGCACUUUGAUAUUCAACAGGUCAUGGAGAUACGCAUACUUCAAGUUCUUGAAUAAUUUAAAUGAUUGGCUUUAUGUGAGGAUAGCUUUGAUCAAGCGGCAACUGAAGUUAGCAUAUGCUUAAUAGAUAAGCUCGCGACGCUGCAGCAUCUAAAUUAGGAGAAAAGUAGCUGUAGCUGAAUGCCUCCCAAUUCAAGUGUUGAAGAUUGCUAGUACGCGCAUGCGCAUGCACAUGCAUCAGGAGAAGAGUUUACGAGUUAAUUUGGAGUGCUUAGUAGGAAUAAAUAUGAGUUAAAUUAGUGUUAAUUACUUGUCAGAACAAUUAAUUCGGAGUUCUCCGAUUAAUGUUUGUUUUUUGUUUGUUUGUUUGUUGAGAGAAAUAAACAGAUCCAUUUUAAUC